UUCACUGAUGAUGUCAUAACGUGGCGGAACUCCUGUGCUUGCCGGAUACUUAUUGGACACAGAUCUAUUUUGAGCACUUAUUGGGAUACAAGUCGCCAAAUUUAAAAUAAAUACUGUUAGAGGAGCGAGCACCGAAGUGCGUUCCGCUCUGGCGGCUCAUAAAUCACAUUUAUGUAACGUGUGGUGACGCUGGUUUGACUGAGCCUUGUCCACGCAGAGCAGCUCAGAGUGGGCUGGAAGCUUCUACAAGCCGGAAGAACUCAAGCACACAGGAGGGAAUGGAGGUGGACUGCCAGCCUGAGGAGCCCAUCGCCUCCGGUUUCGAUGAGGACUGCGUUGAACUUGGUGACGUCAAGGACAUGCGAUUGGAGGCGGAAGCGGUGGUCAACGACGUUCUCUUUGCCGUGGCUCAAAUGCACGUGUCGCAGAGCCUGGACAGUGCCCUGGACAUGGCCUACAUAAACGUGGAGACCAGAGAGGGAAACCGCUAUUGUCUGGAGCUCACAGAGGCUGGGCUCAGGGUGGUGGGCUAUGCAUUCGAUCAGGUCAAUGAGGAUUUGAGCACCCAGUAUCACGAGACGGUGUACUCGCUCCUGGACACGCUGAGUCCGGGCUACAGAGAAGCAUUUGGGAACGCCCUGCUGCAGAGGCUGGAGAGGCUGCAGCAGAACGGACAGUGAAAAAGACACAGUGGACGCCUUCCCAGAGAAACCACAGCUUACCAGACAGGUCCUUAACUGAUAUCAGCCAAUAAUAACCCAGUCCCCUUUGGCCUAUCGUGUGACGUGCAGCUGCCUAAAGACCACUACUAAAAGGGCUACGCAGCCCUGUCAAGUUUGCUUUCGUUCUUAGUUUCAUAACAUUGAAUUACUUCAUGUUAGUUACUUAGGUUUUUACUGGCCCUUCAACCUGGCUGUUCGGAAUCUGUUGCGACAUUGGGCUGUUUACUUUGCUGUGGAAAUAUCUUCUAGCCUCUGUGUUACUACUUUGUAGUAGAAAGUUGUUUUACAGUUCACACUCUUUUACUUCUCUUAAAAUUUAUUCAAGAAAGAGGGUGCAUGUUUGGUUGGUAGUGACCCCCCCCCCCCAACCUGCUGCUGGAGCUACAGCUGUGACCUGAAAACCAAUGUCUGUGCAAACACACCCAUCCAGUUUUUAUUCCUCUAUUCAGCAAGUGACCCUUGGAAAGAACCAAAGUCUCGUUCUUUUCCAAGUUCAUACUGCCUUAAAGAAAUGGCUUUUUAAAGAAAGACAGGAAAAAAAGUCAUUGAAGUAGCUUGUUGACUCUAAUUUUGUAUUGACUGAGACUGUGGUAUUUUGUGAGGCUGUUAGUUCAAACGGAGGUUAGAAAAAGCUCAAUUUGCGUAGAAAGCUCAGAGUACUUUGUAGACUAGGUGGACUUCUGUUUUCAGUCCCUGUCCUCUUAAUUUGACGUUUCCACAUUGUAUAGCAUCUUCAGCUUGCAUUUUAAGUUGAUGUAAAAAAGAAAAAAUCCUUUUUUUGUAACUUUUUCUGCCAGAAAGCACAGGAUUGGUAGAUCUUUAAUGAGGGAUUUUGGACCUGCAUCUGUUUUUUUUUUAAUUGUACAUGCAACGUGGUAACAAUCCUUCUUCAGUAUUAUGAAGUCAUCUAAAAGUGUUUUCUCUGUUUGUUCAUACUCUCCCUCCUUGCUGCUGACCGUUGCUAAAACCAAUAAAAAUCCCAGAAGUACGUCCGUUUCUGAGCCCGUUUCAUGCGUAACAGAUGAAAGUGGACUAAAGCUCAAAGCUGAGG
Messenger RNA from Menidia menidia (Atlantic silverside), 1773 nucleotides. NCBI's taxonomy places the organism in Eukaryota, Metazoa, Chordata, Actinopteri, Atheriniformes, Atherinopsidae. The record is from the annotation of a GenBank genome assembly.